AUGUGGAACGACGGUUACCAUCAUCACAGCUGCAACAGAAACGGUAUCUGUUCGUUUUACAGAAGGAGGCACGUCUACAGGGACUUUCAGUCGAAAAUGAAAUCCGUUGAACAGGGCACGCCGUUACCUAUAAUGCAGAACGGACGUCUAAACGUGUCGACAGCCGACUUAAACCACGUGCGACCCGCUGCCAUGUUGUCCACGUGUGACGACCGCCAUCGUGGGGCCACCACCAACGCCGCAACCACUAGCGGCCGUGCACAACAAACCGAUCUCAGCCGCCUGGCCGUCCUGAGCUACGAACAGGUGGCCCGACUGAACGACGUGAUGGACGAGACAGUCAGCAUCCACGGCCGCGGAAAUUUCCCCACGCUUGAGGUGCGUCUCCGCGACCUAGUGGCGAUGGUGCGCGACCGGCUACGUGCCCAAGCCGGACCAGAAGACGACGAUGUUGCGUUCCCGGCCGAAAGGUCCGCAGCUCCGUCACCGGAUGCCGACGACACGUGCUUCCAGGUGCGGAGCAUCAGACUUAACGGCGGGGCGGCCUCGCACGUGCUGACCACAGACACUCAGCCCUAUAACGACCUGGACCUGAUAUUCAACAUCAGCCUGUCAGGGAACCGGGACUUCGACCGCGUCAAGUCGGCCGUGCUCCGAGCCCUGGUCGACUUACUGCCGGAGGGUGUCAGCCGCAAGCGGAUGACGCCGUGCAGCAUCAAGGAGGCAUACGUGAGCAAAAUGGUCAAGGUAAACAAGGACGGCGACCGGUGGUCGCUGAUAUCGCUUGGCACGUUACCGGGUCAGCGGAAUGUCGAGCUCAAGUUCGUCGAUCGCAUGAAGAGGCCGUUCGAGUUCAGCGUAGAUUCGUUCCAGAUCGUGCUCGACUCUCUGCUGCUGUUCUACGAGUGUUCCAGCGGCGUGCCGAUCAGCGAAAGCUUUUACCCGACCGUGGUCGGCGAGUCUGUGUACGGUGACUUCCGGGAUGCCAUGUACCACCUGGAGAACAAGCUGAUCGUCACCAGGAACCCGGAGGAGAUCCGGGGCGGUGGGCUACUCAAGUACUGCAACCUGUUGUUGCGCAACUACGCACCCGAUUACGAUGGUGACGGAACUAAGAAGCUGGAACGGUACAUGUGCUCCAGGUUCUUCAUCGACUUCUCCGACAUACACCAGCAGCGUGCCAAGCUGGAGAACUAUUUGAAAAAUCACUUUUGCGCGCCUCAAGAGGAAUACAUGAAGCUUCAGUACCUCAACGUGCUGAAACAGGUGGUCGAGGAGAGCACCGUGUGCCUGAUGAUACACGAGAGGCAUCAGACGCUAGUCGUUGAUCGCCGAAUUGUCGUGGCGGCUGAUGGCCGGUCAAGGCAUGUACUACUAUUACCAUCCACAGCCGCAGCUGACCAUGUCCAUCGGGCACCAUAG
Molecule: messenger RNA, 1422 nt
Organism: Macrosiphum euphorbiae (potato aphid)
Lineage: Eukaryota; Metazoa; Arthropoda; Insecta; Hemiptera; Aphididae
Source: the annotation of a GenBank genome assembly